CGCAGCUGCUCUUCCCCCUCCUCCACCUCACCGCCGAAUCGAGACUGUUUUCUUUGCGACCAGCGGGAGGUAACCGAUUACCGUCAAGGUCUGAAUUUGUGGUACGGAAGCAGUUGGCUUAUCUUUUAUUUCAGAGAAAGCGAGCGAUGCAACCGGACUGUGGAGAGCGACGCGGCGAGAGCCGGGAAAACUCGAGCGGUGCGGGGAGUGUCUGAGAGUCUGGGUGGCGACGGCGAGUUGAGGAGGGGGAAGCAGGUCCCGGCGGAACGCUCCCCGGGGAUUGGGGGCGGUGGAGUGAGAGAGAUUCGUUCCGCGCUGGCAGCGAGCCCAGGCGCCGACAGCCAUGAAGAAAAGCCGGGAAGACGAUCUGACGAACGCGGCGCUGGAAGCGGCGUCACCUCCCAGGGGCACUACCGAGAGCCUGGUGGCCGAUCCCGACUCCGGCCCGCGGGGAGACCUCAGCUCGAUCGGCUCCGACUCCGAGAUCAACGGCUUUGUAAAUGGGGACCAGAAGAUCGACAAGUAUGGCUUUGUCGGCGGUGCUCAGUACACGGGAGACCUGCAACAUGAAGUACCACCUGAGGUAUUGCGGCAACGAGAAUCCAAGUGGCUGGACAUGUUGAACAACUGGGAUAAAUGGAUGGCAAAAAAAUACAAGAAGGUAAAACUCCGAUGUCAGAAAGGAAUUCCACCUUCACUGCGAGGACGAGCUUGGCAGUAUUUGUCAGGAAGUAAAGUAAAAAUGGAACAGAACCAUGGGAAAUUUGAUGAAAUGGAUCAGUCACCUGGAGAUCCAACAUGGCUUGAUGUAAUCGAAAGAGAUCUCCAUCGUCAGUUUCCUUUUCAUGAGAUGUUUAUUGCAAGAGGCGGCCAUGGGCAACAAGACCUCUAUAGAGUUUUAAAAGCAUACACCGUUUACCGGCCAGAGGAGGGAUACUGUCAGGCACAGGCUCCAAUCGCUGCUGUCCUCCUUAUGCACAUGCCUGCUGAGCAAGCUUUUUGGUGUCUCGUUCAGAUAUGUGAAAAGUAUCUUCCAGGAUAUUACAGUGCUGGAUUGGAAGCAAUCCAGUUGGAUGGGGAGAUCUUUUUUGCCUUAUUGCGUAAGGUUUCACCAGUGGCACAUAAACACCUUAACAAGUACAAAAUUGAUCCCAUCCUGUACAUGACGGAAUGGUUCAUGUGUGCAUUUUCAAGAACUUUGCCAUGGGUGUCUGUGCUGAGAAUUUGGGACAUGUUCUUCUGUGAAGGUGUAAAGGUAAUAUUCCGUGUUGGUCUCAUUCUGUUGAAGUAUACACUUGGCUCAUCAGAAAAACUGAAGAAAUGUCAGGGUCAGUAUGAAACCAUGGAAAAACUUCGUAGCAUUGAUCCCAGAUAUAUGCAGGAUGGCUUUCUUGUACGAGAGAUAAUUGAACUUCCUAUCACAGAAAGGGAGGUUGAAAAAGAACAUUUAAUUCAGUUGAAGAAGUGGAAGGAUACGCAUGGUGACCUCAAGUACCAGCCGCCUCCUAGACUGCAUGGUGCUAAAGCGAUCAAUGAGGCUGAGCCUCACUCUCAAAGAGCCUUGAUGCAGAUGCCAUCCAUAGUAGUACACUCCCCACCAGUGUCUCCUGAUUCAGGUAGCAAUUCAAAAAAGAAAAAGGAUAAGAAAAUGUCAAAAGAACAAAAGAAAGAAAAGAAGAAACAGGAGAAGAAGACAGGAAAAGGUGAAACAGUGGCAAAUGGAUCUACCACUGAUGAGACCAAUAGAAUUUUAAGAGAUGAACAAAAUGUUACUCACCCAACAGAUAUUACAGAGGAGCUAAAUCAAUCAAUGCUGAAAAAGGACACUCAAUUACAGCAGUCUGAACAAAGUCUCAGCUCAGAAGAACAGGACACGUAUUUAUGAGAUGAAUCAUUCCAGCACACUCUGGGGUGGGGUGGGAGUUUCAUUUGACAUUUGAAUCAUUCCAUAAGAAAACUGACAUUGGAUGGCAAGAUGGAGCUACUGAUAAUAUAUGUAUGUACUUAAUACAAUUGACAAGGUAUGAUCGUUUUGUGACUUAACAUGGCGACUCUAAACAUGAGAAAUUGGUACAAUCUUACAAGAAUUGAGUUGGUUUCACUGUUUGGAUUUGUGUGGUUAAGGAAUUCAAAGGAUGGCCAAAACCAGAGUCGUAAUUUAAUUGGCUAGUGAAACUGUUUAGGAAGAAUCUGCUUAAUAUGUUCACCUUUACUGAGUUCAACACAAAACUCUAAUUGAAUUGUUAGCUGUCAUCAGCAGAGUAAUUUUUUUUAGAGGAAUAUGUAAAUAUUUUUGCAAUAUUUUUCCAGUAAACAAUGUCUUGUAUGGAGUUGCUAGAUAUUUCUUCUUGGUUUUCAUUCCAAGUUAAGAUUAAUGAUAUUUAUAGGGCAUUCAUUUCCUUGGUUAUUCUUUGGUCAGAAGAUUCACUGUUCCCAUUUCUAUUUUGAAGGAAUGGUGAAUUGCUGUAGAAAGGAAAAGACCAUUGUUAAGCUAUUGCUGAGAUUUUGGCAUAAGGUAUUCAUUAGAAUUAUUUGAAUUAAUUUAAUGUGUAUACGUAGCAGGGAGUUAAGUUGGUGUUUUAGCUUGGUAUGAAGGUUGUGCUACCGUAAGUUUGUAUGAUUAAAACACCCUACUUUUAUUUGUAACAUUACUGUGUACAGAUAAAUUACAGUUGGAGAAGAAAUGAAGACUGGAUAUAAAUAUGCCAAAUUAAGAAAUGUUUUCCAAGCAAUGUUGAGAAUGUCAAAUAUAAACUAUAGUAAGCAGGGUAGAUAACCAUGACACCUUACAAAAACAAUGCAUUGUCCAAACAAACUAGCACUUUUCCUUCAGCUUGAGGAAUGUAAAUUUAAGUUGUUUUACAAGAGGUUUUGUAAAUCCUCUUGAUAAACUGACUACGAACGAGAAUUAAGUGUUUGCUGCUGUUGUAUAAUCCAGCUAUUUUUCUACAUAAUUAUCAAUGCACAAUGGAUUUGCAGCAAUUGCAAAGGUAUUAAAGUGCUAUAUAAACCCACAUGGAUUAAACAUAACUUUCUCUCCUUAUGUGUAAUGAAGAAUAUGAUUACAAUAUGUCUAAUUUUGGUGUUUAAUUGUUCUACAUUCCUUGAGACUAUUAAAAUAGCCAAAUACAGAUGUACAAACAAAGUUAAACUGUCUGGUCUAACAUAUAUGUUUUUUGUAUUUGAAGAAUCAUAAACUAUUUGUCAGUUUGUUUUAUGUGCAAUCUACCAUGAAAGUACAUGGAGUUUAUCGAAUAAUAGCUAAUUCCAUGUGGACAUAUAAUGUAUGUAUCUUUUAAGCUUAACAUAAUUAGAUUAUUUAUCUGCAAAUUGCUACAUUAAUAAGUUCAUCUAAGCUACACAUUUUUAUUAUCUUGCUGAUGCCAUGGAUCCAUAACACAAUCAAUAAAAUAUUCUGG
This is a messenger RNA of Stegostoma tigrinum, 3419 nucleotides long. RefSeq names its product TBC1 domain family, member 10Ab (gene tbc1d10ab). The record is from RefSeq and is a predicted model, not a curated record. The coding region runs from base 344 to 1885 and encodes 513 amino acids. NCBI's taxonomy places the organism in Eukaryota, Metazoa, Chordata, Chondrichthyes, Orectolobiformes, Stegostomatidae. The transcript is spliced from 9 exons.